GUUGUUUUGUUGCGUCACGUCCUACUACUCGUCACGCACUUCCCACUGAAAGGAGAGCUGCUGUGUUUGUUAUCGAGUUGCCAUCAGUAUUCUCUCAUCGCUGCUGAUAUUCUGCUGUCAGAUAAAGCGCUAAUAUGUUCUCCUUCAACAUGUUUGAGCCCCAUGUGGGCCGGGUUUUCCAGAACCGUUUCUCCACUCAGUACCGGUGUUAUUCUGUGUCCAUGCUGGCAGGACCCAACGACCGCUCAGAUGUGGAGAAAGGAGGAAAGAUAAUUAUGCCCCCGUCUGCUUUGGACCAGCUAAGCAGACUUAACAUCACAUACCCCAUGCUGUUCAAACUCACCAACAAGAAUUCAGACAGAAUGACACACUGUGGUGUUCUGGAGUUUGUGGCAGAUGAAGGCAUCUGUUACCUCCCUCACUGGAUGAUGCAGAACUUGUUGUUGGAGGAGGGUGGUUUGGUGCAGGUGGAGAGUGUGAAUCUCAUGGUGGCCACAUACUCCAAAUUCCAGCCGCAGAGUCCAGACUUCCUGGAUAUCACAAAUCCCAAAGCUGUAUUAGAAAAUGCUUUGAGGAAUUUCGCCUGUUUGACCACAGGAGACGUAAUCGCUAUCAAUUAUAAUGAAAAGAUUUAUGAGUUACGUGUCAUGGAGACCAAACCAGACAAGGCUGUGUCCAUCAUUGAGUGUGAUAUGAAUGUGGACUUUGAUGCUCCUCUUGGUUACAAAGAACCAGAGAGACACAUGCAGCAUCCUGAAGAACCAACAGAAGAGGAGACGGAUCCCAGUAACUAUGAGAUGGACAUCGGUUUCAGAGCCUUUACCGGUUCUGGAAAUCGUCUAGAUGGGAAGAAAAAAGGCAUUGAACCCAGUCCAGCACCCCUCGAUCCCAGUGACAUCAAACGAGGAAUUCCUAACUAUGAUUUCAAAAUGGGAAGGAUCACCUUCAUCCGUAACUCCAGACAACAGCCCCGCAAAACUGAAACAGAUGAUACAAUCAGUAACUUCAUUGCGUUCUCUGGGGAAGGACAGUCCCUGCGCAAAAAAGACAGAAAACCCUGAUUACACAUGUACAGUUGACUUGAACACAGAAAGUCAACUACUGUUUGGUUUUUUGUGCUCUUUUUGAACUACCGUAUACUCAACAUUUAUUUGAUGACACACACCUGAUUUUUCCAUAAGGACCUCACUGAUGUUUCUCUGCACAUGACAAAUGAUGUUUUACAAAUGGUUUGGCAUACUGAAUCCCCCUUUUCAUAUAUUAGGAAACACAAUCCAGUGACCAACACUUGUUCUGUAACAUUUAUAUGCAUAAAACUUUGAAUUAUUUCAAUAAAGUUCAUCCUGCAAUUCAUCAGACUUGUUCUUUA
This is a messenger RNA of Sinocyclocheilus rhinocerous, 1369 nucleotides long. Its product is annotated as ubiquitin fusion degradation protein 1 homolog. Gene Ontology annotation, cellular component: VCP-NPL4-UFD1 AAA ATPase complex. Bases 135 to 1061 code for a protein of 308 amino acids. The transcript has 12 exons. Gene Ontology annotation, molecular function: polyubiquitin modification-dependent protein binding. The record is from RefSeq and is a predicted model, not a curated record. Gene Ontology annotation, biological process: ERAD pathway; ubiquitin-dependent protein catabolic process. Lineage: Eukaryota; Metazoa; Chordata; Actinopteri; Cypriniformes; Cyprinidae.